Messenger RNA from Sphaerulina musiva SO2202, 2373 nucleotides. RefSeq lists its product as uncharacterized. The coding region runs from base 4 to 2268 and encodes 754 amino acids. The transcript has a single exon. Gene Ontology annotation, biological process: carbohydrate metabolic process. The record is from RefSeq and is a predicted model, not a curated record. Lineage: Eukaryota; Fungi; Ascomycota; Dothideomycetes; Mycosphaerellales; Mycosphaerellaceae.
AUCAUGCUCUGCUCACUCUGCUGGACCCGCUUCUUCGUCGUCGGCGUCGUCUUGUUCUUCUUCUUCGGUCUGUGCCUCUGGCAUGAAGCAGAGGUACAAAAUGUCCUUCUCUCCUCCUCCUCCUCUUCCCGGUUCGAGUCCCGCGUUGUAUCUUUCAUCAUGGCUCCCGUGGGCUAUACUUCUAUCCUUCUGAGCUUCGUCUGGAGCCUGCUCUUCUCGAUAUCUCCCCAGUCGACUCAUGCUGCUGUAGUCGGCCUUCCAUCUUACCCUUUGGCAGUAAAAUCCCCCUACCUCUCGACCUGGCUGCCAAGUAAGCAGGCCCUGGAUGUAGCCGGUGGACAGCCGGAAUUCUGGGCGGGACAGGGUCUGAACUGGCCGGUGCUCGCACGCGUCGAUGGCACGCUGUACGCAUUGCUCAAUGGCGGCUCGGCAAGCAACGCUGUCAAGGCCGUUACCAAAGGCAUCACCUACUCUUCCACGCACACCAUCAUCAGCUUGUAUGGGGGAGACGUGAACUUUACUCUGGACUUUUUCACUCCCGUCUACCCAGCAUCGGCAGACUAUCUCCUCCAGUCGCUGCCAUAUUCGUAUCUCACGGUGAACGCGUCCGUCGCGGAUGGAAGGGCCAAAAACGUGCAAGUCUUCAGCGGUAUCGACCAUACGUGGACGGCGCAGGCAGGCGCGGCACAAAUCAACUUGACGACGUCGGGCGAUGCGCAAUUCUUCUGGUUCUACAACCCAAGACAGUCGUAUUACACCGAAAAAGCGGACCAGGCGACAUACGGAUCCGUGUUGUACGGGAGCCUCAGCAGCGAUGGAGAAACGUCGCACGGCAUCGGACCGGCUACCGAUCUGUACUCCGAGUUUGCCGCAUCCGGCUCGCUGACCGGCUCAACGUCGCCGACCUCCGGCACCGGCCUCGUGGCUAUUGUUCAAGAUCUGGGUGCCGUGAGCGACACUCCCGUCGGCACAACCGUUGCUGUCGGCUUGCAGCGCGACAUCGCAGUGCAGUAUCUGGGCCGAGACCAGACAUCAUAUCACCGCAAGAAGUGGCCCUUCAUUCCCGAUGCCAUUGAGUUCUUCUUGAACAACUACAACCGGGCGCGGGAAUACUCCGCCAUUCUCGACGACCUGGUCCGCUCCAACAGCGAGGCGGUGUCAUGUGACUGGGGCAGUGCGUAUGCGGACAUCAACGAGGCCAGCGUGCGGCAAUCGUUUGCCUCGCUGGAACUGACUGUGCCCAAUGACGAUCGCUCGGCCGAGGUGUCGGCAUUCCUCAAGGAGAUUUCCAGUAAUGGCAAUAUGAACACCGUCGACCUCAUCUUCCAGUCAUGGCCCAUUUUUGUCAGCCUGAACCCGGAAUGGAUCAAGCUGCAGUUCAAGCCCAUCUUGUCCUACCUCGCCUCCGGUCGCUGGCCGAAGCCAUAUGUCAUCCACGACAUCGGCCUCCACUAUCCGAUCGCCACCGGCCAUGACGACGGCAUUGCGGAAGAAAUGCCUCUGUUUGAGACGGCUACCAUGUUCAUUUUGCUGCUCGCCUACCAAAAGUUUUCCGGUGAUACCACAUUCGCCGCGCAAUACCGGUCGCUGUUUGACGGCUGGGCGAACUAUCUCGCCGAAAAUGGUCUGUACCCGGCCAACCAGCUCAUCAGCGUCGACGCCAUUCCUCCCUCCGCCAACCAGACCGGUCUCGCCGUACAAUCUGCCAUUGGUCUCAAAGCCGCCGCAGUGCUGACGGGCAAUGACACCUACGCCACCAUUGCCGACACCUUUGUCACGAAACUCUACGACGAUGCACUCGGCCUAGACGGACCCGACUUGGCCUCUAGCACACAUUUCACAUACAACUACGACAAACCCACCACCUGGAACGUCCUCUUCACCGCCUACUCCGACGUCAUUCUCGACCUCCACACGUUCCCACCAGAAGCCUGGGAUCUCCAAUCUACAUUCUACUCCUCCGUUUUCCAACCCUACGGCCUCGCCUUCGCCGGCCCCGUCUCGGACCGCGGAAUCCAAUGGGGCAUCACCGAUUGGAAUCUCGAAUGGGCAGCCAUCGCCACGGAAGAACUUCAGAAAUCUAUUGUGCAAACUACGCAUAUGUUUAUGACGAAUGGGAAAAAUACGAUUCCGUUUGGGACAAAGUAUUUUGUGCAAGGGACUGAGGCUGGUGUGUGGAUUGGGAAUAAGGCGAGAGGGAGUGUGGGGACCCAUUUUGCUAUUGUGGCGCUUCAGCAGGGGGUUUGGGACUAUGAGAGUGCUAGUUAGCUGGUAGUAGUAGGGCGUGAAUUGGAUAGUGGGGGAUUCAAUGGUAUACAGAUGGAUGUAUUAACGAAAGACUGUUCACAGCUGAGUCUUCUUCUUCUUCAUUUG